AUGCCGCUGCCGAAGCGCUGCGUGGAGCCGGUGCACGUGUCGCGCGGCACCGUGCCCGAGCGGCUCGCGGUGCCGUCGGAGCUCGAGGCCGUCACCAACGGUACCCUCGCAAACACUGUCAGACAAUUGUCAUCACUAUCGAAACAUGCAGAGGAUAUGUUCGGAGAGCUGACUCGGGAGGCCACAAACCUGGCAGAGAGGACAAACAUAUUGCAGGCUAGGAUAGACCGGCUAGCGAUUAAAGUUACACAAUUGGAUUCCGGUGUCGAAGAAGUGUCGCUGCAAGACAUCCAGAUGCGCAAAGCGUUCCGUUCGACAAGAACGUUCCAGCAGCAGCUAUUCUCGCGCGGCUCGAUGCCGUCGGCGAUGCUCGCAACGUACGCGCGUUGCGACCGCCCGCCGCCGUUGGAGCGGCUCAACGAAUUCCGCGACGACGGACGCGACGCAAGGAAGUUCUACACCGACCCCGAUUACUUCUUCGAACUAUGGCGCCGUGAGAUGCUUCAGGACACUGAACGUAUACAGCACGACAGGGGGAAGAAGGUGCGGCAGGUGCGCAGCGGCGGCGCGGACGGGCGCAGCGCGCGGCGCGUGCGGGCGCCGCACUCCACGCGCGAGCGCCACAAGGCGGAGGCGGUGACGCGCGGCGAGCACAUCAUGGCGCCCAGCCAGCUGCGCCACUACAACAUCGACGCGCACACGCGCCCCACCACGCUCUACCACACUACCAACGUCACAGACGGAGGUUACAGAGCGCCUCAAAAUCGGCCACCCACAUCACAACCAGCAAGACCCAACUCCAUAGAGAUAGAGAAUCAACAUAAUAGACAGCCUCGACUCACAGGCAAUGGCCAUGUGAUGGGCGAGGAGAGUCCGUACGGCACGGCGGAGCCCAUCUACGGCGGCAGCAUGGCGGGCACGCCGCGGCGCGCGCGCCCCUCCGUGCCGCCGCCCGCGCCCCCCGCGCCCCUCUCGCCGCCCGACGAGCCCGCCAGCCUCACGCCCACCAGGUCAGCGUUGCCACCGCCGCCGCCGCCACCCGAGGGUGCUUCGCCCCCGCCCAUGAUCAACGGCGCCUCGCCGCCCCACCGCACUGCGCUCGACGCACACCUCGAUCAGAUGCAUGCUGUCAUUGGUAUGAUGUCGACGGAGGAGUGCGCGCAGCCGCCGCCGCCGCCGCUAGCGCCGCCCGCGCCCAGCUCCGCGGCCGCGCCCGCGCCGCCGCCCGCGCCCGCCGCUGUGGGUGCGGGCGGGGCGGCCGAGCUGGCCGCGGGAGGGGGCGGGGAGCGGCCGCGCGCGCCCUCUCCCGGCGCGCUGGCACGCGGCGCGUCCGCGCUCAAGCCGCCGCGCCCCGCCGCCGAGCCGCAGCACGACCCGCGCUCCGACCUGCUCAAGGCCAUCCGCGACGGGAUAAAACUGCGCAAAGUGGAGAAGCGUUGCGACGAAAACACUGGGCGCUACGACACGCUUCGUGGCGCGCCCGCCUUCCUCGAUGUGGCUUCGAUUCUCGCCCGUCGAGUGGCCGUGGAACUGAGCGACACGAGCUCCGGCGCUGACUCUGACUCCGACGACUCCGACCAGUGGACGGAGUCGCGCGCGUGA
Messenger RNA from Parnassius mnemosyne (clouded apollo), 1602 nucleotides. The record is from the annotation of a GenBank genome assembly. NCBI's taxonomy places the organism in Eukaryota, Metazoa, Arthropoda, Insecta, Lepidoptera, Papilionidae.